Myzus persicae (green peach aphid) is the source of this 3461-nucleotide messenger RNA. RefSeq names its product basic-leucine zipper transcription factor A-like. NCBI's taxonomy places the organism in Eukaryota, Metazoa, Arthropoda, Insecta, Hemiptera, Aphididae. Bases 409 to 2112 code for a protein of 567 amino acids. Gene Ontology annotation, cellular component: extracellular region. The transcript has 6 exons. Gene Ontology annotation, molecular function: chitin binding. The record is from RefSeq and is a predicted model, not a curated record.
UGAACACGGCAGAGAACAAGUUGAGGGCGUCGCGCCAGUGAUCACGCCGAGUCGCACGCGCUCAGAUCGUCGGUCCCGCGUGGAUGUCUCUAAGCAAUAAUUACGUGAUUUUCGAAAUCAAAAAUAGUUGAAUAGAUAACACGUAUACGUAUAUGAUAUACGACAUAACGAGUAUCAAUAUUUGGUAGUGUUUUUUUUUUAUAUUUUUAAAUUUUUAAAUUUGUUUAAUUGUUAUUUUCGGUUACGAAAUUAUGGAGGAAAUAUUGUUUAAAUUUAACGUCAGUGAUUUGGUCUGUACUUAACGGAUAUCCCUACACCUGGAUUUCCAUUUUGGAUCAAAGUGGUCAAAUGACGUUAACUUCAUGAAAGGGACAUCCGGACGACGACACCGAGCCCAAUGAGAUCACAAUGUUGCUGAUAUUUCUACUGGCAGCCGCGCUGUGGAACUGCAAUUGCUGGUGGAAUGCCGCCAAUAUUUACACUUUCGCCGUGCAACCCGGAUAUUUGGACUUUGACAAUUUACCGGACACGAAUUUCUCAUGCGACGGCAAAGUCAUCGGAGGUUAUUACGCGGACGUGGAGACCGGCUGUCAAAUGUUUCAUGUUUGCACCAUUGGCCAAAAAGCGGAAAUCACCGAUAUCAAAUUCUUAUGUCUAAACGGGACGGUAUUCGAUCAGGAGACCAGAGUAUGCGAACGUUUGGACGAAGUAGAUUGCAGCAGGAGCGAAAGUUUCUUCGAUCUUAACUUGGAGCUGUACGGAAACAACGGAGCGGGCUAUGGAAUUGCACCGGAAGAACCACCGGAACAGGAACCGGUGCAGUGUAACGUAGACGAAGAAGAGUGUUCCGGGACGCCCGACUACUUCGACGAGGAAAUGACAACGGUCUCAGGGCCAAUAGGAGCGCUGGCGGCCACGGCCGCGGUCGCUGCAAUGACGACGACCACCACGACGACCACUAGCACCACGACCACAACGCCACGGACAACCACGACAAGCGCGGCCACGAGCACCAAGCGUCCAUCGCAGCCGAUAGUGAUGACUAGCACGCCAAAACCGACGCAGCAGCCGGCUGUCUCGUAUCCGACAAACUCGCCAGAAACGAUAGCGGCUCUGAUAGCACUGCACAACGCUUUCCAGGAGAGCCUCAAAGAACGGGAACAAGGGCCUGGGCCCAAGGGGCAGCAGUCCCACCACAGGUACCAUCCACCGCCGCCGCCGCCACCUCAACAGCAGCAGCCCAAACCGUUUACGGUGUCCAACUUCCAACCACCUCGACACUUCCCGUCCAAGGCGCCGCAGCAACAUCUGCAACAGCAACAGCAGCAACUGCAACAGCAACACCAACAGCAACAACAACAGCAGCAGCAGCAUCAGCAGCAUCAUCUGCAACAUCAACAGCAGCAGCAGCCACCGCCACCGCCGUACCGACAUCAGCAGCAACAUCUGCAACAGUCCCAACAACAACAGCAGCAGCAGCAGCAUCCGGUCUUGUUGUCGUCUGAGCGGUUCGGAAACCAAAACUUCCGGCACGGCUUCCGGUUGCAAAACGGACCGCUGCCGCCCGUGGACGAAUCGCCGCCUCCGUCGUCGUACCAGCAGCAGCAGUACAACGGAGACGGUGCACAGUACGACGGUAACUAUGACGAAGCGGUCGCGGCCGUCGGACUGGGUGACGAAGAGGACGUGGACGACGAAGAGUCCCGGCGGAACUUCGCUCGCGAAGCUCCCGAAUCGUCGGUCUCGGUUUCAGUGCAGGUUAGCUCGUCGUCGACCAAAAACAGUGCCAUCAACCAGCAGCAACAGCAACAGCAACAGCAACAGCAACGGCCGACGCAGGUGGCUGUCGUCGCCUCAGAAUCCGCGACGCCGACCGCGACCACGACGACGACCACGACGGCCACGGCCACGGCGGCCGAUCGCCCGUUCACGGACAAGUUGUCACUGCCGCAGCCUCCUCCAGCGGACGACUCCGACCCGAACGACGGCGGAGAUGUGUACGAGGACGAGUACGAAGAGUUGGAAGGCGACGAAGAGUUCUUCAAGGACGUGCCAAAACUGGGUCAGGACAGGAGACGGAGAUACGCAGUGGGCGUCGCCAGACGAGCGUAGCGAUAUGUUUAUGAUAAUAACAAUAUUAUCGUUAUCGUUUCCAACAGUACGACGCGGGAACGGCCGCCAAAACCACCGCGAGACGAUCGAACGCAGUUCAAAAUGUUUUUGCUCAAUAGUUUUGCGUCUGUUGUUAUGAUCACGACUAUACUAUACGCGAAUACGGCCAUUUUUUUUUCUUCUCAUCGUCGUUCGUAAAUGCUUUUACACCGACGUACCUGAAUCCUACUGCUCCUGCUCCUCCUACUCCUCCUCUCCUUCUCUCUCUGCCACCCUCACUUCCUAUUCCACCUCGUCCUACACUCGAGUAAGGAAAAUGUAAAAGUGAUUUUUUUUUUGUUUUUAUUUUUUUUUACCAACAUACUGUAUUUAUAACUUACACGAUUUUUUUACGAAUAUGCCAAUAAUGGUUAUAAUAAUAUUAUUAUUAUCAAUUAUUAUUUUUGCAAUAAUUCUGCAGGCAAUGUAAAAGAAUAUGUCCCUUGCUAUUCCUGUAUAAUUGUAGGGUAUAAUCAGGACUCGGGACUAUGAGCACUCGCGUCUGAGGUGUAGUACCGCUACUGGUGUAUCAGUUUUGGGUAAUACGUACCAUUUUUAAAAUUGUGCAGAAUCAUUUAUUGUUAUAUUAAUACUAUUUUUUUUUUUUUUUGUCACGGUUAUGUUUUGAAUGGAAUAUUUUUCUAGACACUAUCAAACCGGUGGUAUUAAUUAUUUAUCAUAAUUUUAAUAGAUAUACUAAUGUAAGUACCUAAAUAUUUACAUUAAAAAAAAUAUCAAGUUUGAGAUAAAGCAUACAGUUAUAUGUAUUUAAGUAAUAUACAAAUAUUUAAAUAAGCGCUCAAGUCCCGACCCAUGAUUAUGAUAUUACGAUAUCACGCUUGCUUACGUCUGUCGUGAGCGAUAUCUUUUUUUCUCUUUUUUAUGCUUGAGGGGAGGAACGAUUUAAUUUUGUAUACUAUUAUAUAAAUUAAUAAUUAAAAUGAUAUUGUACGAUUGAAAUACAUGUUUCUUUUACACGCAACACAAUACGGAUAUUUAAAUAAAAGAAUCUAUUUAUAUAAAAUAGGUUUGUAAUAUUAUUCCGAGUUAACCAAGUAUAAUAUUUAUGAAUACGUCGUAUACGCAUAUAAUAAUAUAGUAUUAUAUUGUAAUUUUUUUACACUUGAAAACAUAACAAUAUCAUAUAAUAUAUAUUAUGUUAUCGAUGAUUAUUAAUUUUGUGUCUUUCCUCACAUAUGAUAGGUAAUCUAGACUGAUAUAUGUUAUUAUUAUUGUACUCGGAUUAUUGUGUUUAGUUUUACGGAAAGCGUGUAAUAUACGAAAUUAAAAUUGUUUAAUCAUUUUUAGUA